AUGCGACACCCGCCUAUUUGCCCGACCUUACCUUCUUGCUGCUCCGCCAACAAUCAAAUGCCUUCUUCAAGCACAAGACGAGCCUGCACGAUAUGUCGCCGCCGCAAAGUUAAGUGUGACGGCUUGCCGACCUGUCGAAACUGCCAGGCCGCCAAUGCCCCUUGCCAAUACCCUCCUCCAAGGAGACGGGGUCCAAAACCGGCCAAGUUGCUGGACAAUCGCCCGAGACAGCCUCUUAACACAACAUCCCCGGCCGCUGAUCAACCCAGAGAAGCGAAGUGCCUGGCCAGUCCGACUGUAAAUGUAUCUUCCUCGUCUCCAGUCUUUGACAGCUCGCUUGUCGGCGGUUUAUCUCCAAGUCUGUUGUUUGAACCACCGGACAUCCAAUCACAAACUGUUGUCAGGGUUCAUCUAGAACUUCUGACGGGGCUUUCAGCUGCCUCGCCACCAAUAACAGCGGCUACAAUCGCUGACCAGUGUAUAUCCCUAUAUACUCAAUACGUUUUUGGGGCUAUCCCAAUAUGCCAUGAAGCAACGUUGCGAGCGGGUGUCAGUCGAUUUUUUAUCCCGUUUCCGAUCGUGAGGAACACAGACGACGAUCACGCGUGGGCUUUACACUCAUUUGCCGCUGAUGAUGAGCAAGAGCGGUUCAAGGUCCUUAGAAAUUUCACACUACUUACCGCUCUAUGCGCAGUCGUCUCUUACGCCGUCCCUGAGACUCUUCUGCCUAGUAAACAACUCACUGCCCAAUUGUUCCUCCGGGCAUCACGGAAUAUGCUCGCAAUUUACGAGGACUACGAUUUGGAGCAGCCCAAUUCAUCGUCUCUUAGUAUCCGUUUGCUACUUUCUUCAGCCAUACAACAGGCCACAGGCAAGAACGGGCUGUCGAUCAAUAUUCUUAACCAGGCGGGUCUCCUCGCAAUGCGAAUGCGGCUCUACGACGAAACUUCGCUGGAGGGAAAAGACCCUAUCGAAGAGACGAUCCUCCGCAACGCUUUCUGGCAGCUGUAUGUCUGCGAUAAGACGGCCAUGGUUAUGAGGAAUCGUCCGGUGAUGAUUCAUGAAACGUUAUUUGAGACCGCAUUUACUCUUAAGACACACUCAACUAGCUCUGUACCUCUAUUCGACCAUAUUCAGGGAUUGAAUGGCAGUGAGGUAGAGAACCGUCUUUUGGAGGGAUUUCACGUCAUCCGUCGACUAUGGACCAUAGCUGCCGAUGUGACCCAAGCCAUGAAACUAAAGUUCAGCAGGAGUUUGACGUCGCAUGCAGUCAGAGAAAACCAUGGCGAGAGCAUCUCGAAGUUAUCGGAGGCAUAUCUUGAAAUGAUAAAUUUGACCAACAACUUCCCUGUCACGGCCGAUUUACCCGGAGAGUCACCUAUUUAUUCUAUUCAAGUUGGAGCGCAACAUCCGUCUGAUAUUCUGCAGCGCCAGCGAACUACUUAUCUUCUCACCAUCCACACGAUCAAAAUCUUCCUACUAAACUCUGCGAUUCAAUGUGACAUGCCCCAGGUCAUGGGACUCAGUGCAGAGCCACAAGUGCUUGCCAUAAGGCAGAUAGAGCUGACCCAGGAUUUCAUAAACACGCUCAAGAGCGUUCCAUUUUUACAUCUCCAGGCCGAGGGGGAGCAUUGUGCUGAAAAGAUAAGACAAAUCGGCAGUAACCUACUCGAACUGGCACAUGAUGCAGAAAGUGACCGAGUCAAAUGUCAGGCGGAGCAGUGUGCUAUGCGUCUGAUUGACAUAUUGGCUCGCUUGGAUUCAAAAACUUCUGAAGUACUCGGACAAGAAACUGGUCUUUAG
This is a messenger RNA of Colletotrichum truncatum, 1803 nucleotides long. Lineage: Eukaryota; Fungi; Ascomycota; Sordariomycetes; Glomerellales; Glomerellaceae. The record is from RefSeq and is a predicted model, not a curated record.